This is a messenger RNA of Chrysochloris asiatica (Cape golden mole), 1413 nucleotides long. It is a transcript of the gene SPAG6, whose product is annotated as sperm associated antigen 6. Gene Ontology annotation, biological process: sperm axoneme assembly; epithelial cilium movement involved in extracellular fluid movement; neuron projection extension. Gene Ontology annotation, cellular component: sperm principal piece; microtubule cytoskeleton; acrosomal vesicle. Bases 1 to 1413 code for a protein of 470 amino acids. Lineage: Eukaryota; Metazoa; Chordata; Mammalia; Afrosoricida; Chrysochloridae. The record is from RefSeq and is a predicted model, not a curated record. The transcript is spliced from 10 exons. Gene Ontology annotation, molecular function: microtubule binding.
AUGAGUCAGAGACAGGUGCUGCAAGUGUUCGAACAAUACCAGAAAGCCCGGACCCAAUUUGUGCAGAUGGUGGCGGAGCUGGCGACCAGACCCCAAAACAUCGAGACACUUCAGAACGCGGGUGUUAUGUCUUUGCUGCGACCUCUUCUUCUUGAUGUGGUCCCAACAAUUCAACAGACUGCAGCUUUGGCUCUCGGGAGACUGGCUAAUUACAACGAUGACCUAGCAGAAGCAGUUGUGAAGGGCGACAUUCUUCCACAGCUUGUGUAUUCACUGGCAGAACAGAAUCGUUUUUACAAGAAAGCAGCUGCCUUUGUGUUACGAGCGGUUGGUAAACAUUCUCCUCAGCUAGCUCAGGCAAUAGUUGAUUGUGGAGCACUGGAUACAUUGGUGAUAUGCUUGGAAGAUUUUGACCCUGGAGUCAAGGAAGCUGCAGCCUGGGCACUUGGAUAUAUUGCAAGACAUAAUGCAGAACUGUCACAAGCUGUGGUGGAUGCAGGAGCGGUUCCUCUUUUAGUACUCUGUAUCCAGGAGCCAGAAAUUGCUUUGAAAAGGAUUGCUGCUUCGGCCCUCAGUGAUAUUUCAAAGCAUUCUCCAGAGUUAGCACAGACAGUAGUGGAUGCAGGAGCUAUUGCUCACUUAGCCCAGAUGAUCCUGAAUCCUGAUCCUAAAUUGAAGCGUCAAGUUCUUUCCGCUCUCAGUCAGAUAGCAAAACAUUCUGUGGAUCUGGCAGAAAUGGUAGUUGAAGCAGAAAUUUUCCCGGUUGUACUUACCUGUCUGAAGGACAAAGAUGAAUAUGUGAAGAAAAAUGCUUCUACUUUAAUUAGAGAGAUUGCAAAACAUACACCCGAGCUUUCCCAGCUGAUAGUUAAUGCAGGAGGAGUUGCUGCUGUGAUUGACUGUAUUGGAUCCUGCAAAGGAAACAUAAGGCUGCCUGGCAUCAUGAUGCUUGGUUAUGUAGCAGCUCACUCGGAGAACCUGGCGAUGGCGGUGAUCAUUUCCAAGGGUGUACCCCAGUUGUCAGUCUGCUUGUCAGAAGAACCAGAAGAUCAUAUUAAGGCUGCUGCUGCUUGGACCUUAGGACAGAUUGGGAGGCACACUCCUGAACACGCACGGGCUGUUGCAGUCACAAAUACUUUGCCAGUUCUGCUUUGUUUAUACAUGUCAACAGAAAGUUCUGAGGAUCUUCAAAUAAAAGUGCUGCCACAUGAUAGCAAAGCUCGAAGACUUUUUGUAACAAGUGGUGGACUUAAAAAGGUCCAAGAGAUAAAAGCAGAACCUGGAUCUCUCCUUCAAGAAUACAUCAACAGCAUUAAUAAUUGCUACCCAGAGGAAAUAGUAAGGUAUUAUUCCCCUGGAUAUUCUGAUACACUUCUGCAGAGGGUGGACAGCUAUCAACCACUUAUUAACUAA